Messenger RNA from Vavraia culicis subsp. floridensis, 2953 nucleotides. RefSeq lists its product as uncharacterized. The record is from RefSeq and is a predicted model, not a curated record. Gene Ontology annotation, molecular function: protein binding. Bases 1 to 2883 code for a protein of 960 amino acids. The transcript has a single exon. Lineage: Eukaryota; Fungi; Microsporidia; Pleistophoridae.
AUGCAUAAAAUAGGGAAAGAUAUGGAAAGAGAAAGAAACGGAGAAAUGAGCGAGUGGAGUGGAAAUAGCAGUAGUAAUGUGCAGGGAAAGGGUGGAUAUGAUGUAGUGGGUGAAGAAGGGGGUGGAAGAGAGAGCAGCUGGGAGAGGUGUGAUACAGAGGAUUUGGGGAGUAAGGAGGAGUGCCUGGAGAGUGAUGGAGAAGAUAGAAAUGGCGGAAAUAAAGGUGUGCGUGAUGUGGGAAUACAGGUAAAUGGAGAUAUAGGGGGCAAGGAGGUGGUAGUUUAUGUUAAGAAAGAUGUGCGGGAAAAUGAUGAGGAACAGGUUAACAAAGAAAAUAGUGAACAUGGUGGUAACGAGGGUAAAAGUACCAGUGAAAUGGUGGGUGAGCGUGGUAGCAAGGAGGAACGUAUUACUUUAAAGGACGAGGAAAACGAGGACUUAACGAACGUAAUGAGAAGUGAUGGAAAUGAAGAAAUGAAUAAAAGAAGGAAAAUUAAAGAGAAUGAUGGGGCAAGCAAGAACGAUGAAAUGACCAAAACCGCUGAGGCAAGCAAGAACGAUGAAAUGACCAAAACCGCUGAGGCAAGCAAGAACGAUGAAAUGACCAAAACCGCUGAGGCAAGCAAGAACGAUGAAAUGACCAAAACCGCUGAGGCGAGCAAGAACGAUGAAAUGACCAAAACCGCUGAGGUAAACACCGUCAAUUCCAAUGAAAGUAGCAGUCAUGUCCCUGCACACAUAAAAAGUGAGAGAAAACGUACGGUCAUCAACAUGCACAUCACAGAUCACUCCGAUAGCACAAACAGCAUGCGCAACAAUCAACCAACCAUAACUUCGUACGAUUACAGUUGUUACGGCAAUUGCUGCGGAAACGAUGGCAGGACGAACAGGAACGAGAGCAAUAAAUGCGUGAAAAAGGGCAAUAGCGGCAAACGAUACGUAAUCUUAAGCACGAACGAAACAUUCACGAAGAGCAACGAUGAGCACAGGAGCGGCACAUUCCUCAUCAACAGCAUAAACGAGCAGCGGUACCUGAUGUGGUGCGAGAUUGCCAUUGUGUACGAAAUGAUGGGCAAUCUCAAAAUGUACGGGCACGCGAUUGAAAACGCGCUCAAAAUACGGAGCGGAGUGGAGGCACUUAUCAUAUACAGCAAGCAUAGGUACGUCAGUGAAAACAUGCACACAAACCACAGCGUGAGCAUCGCAUACUUUAACACGUGGGUAAGGGAGCACAGGAGAACGGGUCUUUCCAUUCUUUUGGAGUGCUACGCGUUGAUGCGCGAUGCGCAGAUUCACAAGUUUGAGAGGAAGUACAAUGAACUCAGGAAAUGUGGGCGUAUGCUUGAGAACGAGGUGCUUAAGAUUGAGAACACCGGCUAUGAUCCAUGUCAGUGUGUAGGUCCUACAUUCUCUGCGUGCAAAGACAUCAUUGCUUUGAAACAUGCCAGUUCGUGUACGCAUGACAAUGCUGCUGGCUCUUCUCCUAGUGCACACAGCAAGGAGAACUGCAUAAAUAACGAAUGCAUAGAUUUCUUUUCCGAUACGUACAAUACGGAUGGCAAGAAAAUGAACAAUGCUACAAUACUUGACCUGAAGGACAAGCAGUACGAUGAGAUACGUUCUUUAAAUGUGAAUGAAAUUGUUUAUGGCGAGUUGACCGGUAGUAAUGAAGUACAGAGCAAAGAAAUUGGUACUGGGAGUGAAAUACAGAGCAAAGAAAUUAGCAACACGGGCAGCAGUACAACAGAUAAUAGUACAAAAAAUGGUACGGAGGAGAGCAAGACCGAUCUUUUAAACGGUACUAGUACGGAAGAUAGAGUUGAGCAUGGUUCUGUACGUAUAGAUGGCAAUGAUUCGAAGGGUACAGAUCAAGGGAAUGGCACGGACGGGGGAGUUGGCAACGAUCAAAGCGCUUUUCCGAGCAAAUCUGAUCAGGGACUGCCGGACAAGAAAAAUAACGAUGACCAAACGAGCUGCACAUGCAGUUCAUCAAAAACUCCUGCCCACAACUUCUACGUGCUCAACAAGCACUUCCUGCUAUUUUACCUUUCACUCGUGGUCCUGUACUACGAACGGACCAACAGGUUGCAUCUGUCGUACCGCCACAUCAUAAAAUACCUCUCUCACUCGUACAAGCAGGGUGAGCGGUUGGUAAUGCUCUUCAGGCUCUCGCUCAUUCUCAAGCAGCGCAAAGAUUUUAAACCUGCAAAGCGUAUCCUUAACGUGCUCAAAAUCCUCUUAGAACGCAAAAUGUGCACGAUAAACGUGCUAGACGUGCAUGCACAGCUUGCACAUCUGCACUUUGUGCAUGGUGCUGUUGGUAAGUGUUUAAAGCUGGUGAACACUAUCCUGCACGUUGAUCCGCAUCAUCUGUUCAGUAGUGUUCUGAAAAUGGAGUGCCUGUUCAACACAGACGUGGUGAGAUGUGCCAAGUACUGCGCAAACAUGGUAGGACGGGUCGUACAAAGCGAGUAUUUCCUGAUGCGCUGUUAUUUCGCUAUGGGCAUGUUUGAGCAGUGCCUUGACAUCUACAGGAGCAGGAAGAGAGGCGAGUACAUCACAGAGAGCACAGAUCACCGUUCACGUACUCGUUACCGUACAGAAAUCGACAAGUACUUCGCCAAUACGAUCGGUAUCGUGUACUUUAACCUUAAAGACAUGCCGAACAGCCUGGCAGCAUUCACAAAAGCCCUUUCAAUCGAUAACGAUUUCAGAGAGGCAAAGCACAACCUUGCAUUCGUGCAGCACACCACCAAUUCGCUAACUGCCAAAGAAUUUAAUGUUUAUGCUUCUGAAAAGACCGAGUUUAGGGAGGUAAUGCCUAGUGUGGGUGAUCCCGUGUUUCUACCUCCGUACCUUUUUAUAAAUUGUAUAAAUAAAUGAAGACAUACAUUCUAUCAUAGAUAAUACGUACGUAUUUUGCAGGAGUGGUGUGAUUAAAGAAGGUUUACUU